GAGGCGAGGAAUCGAGCAGGGAAUUGAAGCGGAAAGAACGCUGAAAAUGUACAACCACGCCACACCACCCCCACCUCCAUCAUAUACCCCUCAUCGCCACAUCCCCCCCCUCUCUCUCUCUCCGCGACACACAUGCAUCAAUAAACGUUACAAGGACAGCAAUAAACAUCACGCCACACAGUAGGGAGAGAGAGAGUGGCGUGGUAGACUGGUAGUGAAGGUACGUACCUGAAGAGAGAGAGAGAGAGAGAUGGGUGUGUGUAAGUGUAACAAUCUCAACACAUUGAACGCUCUGCAGAGGACACGCCACACCCUGAUUCUUAAAUAGCUUGUCCUUUCUCUCUCUCUCUCUCUCGCUCUCUCUUUCUCUCUUAUUCUUUUAGCUUUUUAUUUUGUGGGUCUUCUUCAUUUUCCUCUUCUCUUCUGCCUUCUCAUCUGCUGCUCUGAGAGGGAAAGAGAGAUGAGUAGUGUUGGUCUACAAGGGGAGGAGUUGAGAGCAACCCUAGCAGCAAGUGAGAGCAGAAGACGGAUGGAUGGUGGCUUCCCUUCUCACAAUAAGCAAGGAGAGAAAGAUGAUUUGUAUACUGAACUGUGGCUGGAAUGUGCUGGGUCUCAUGUUUACGUUCCGCGCGUUGGGGAGAAGGUUUUCUACUUCCCUCAAGGUCACAUUGAACAGGUUGAGGCUUAUACCGACCAAGACGGUAUGAUGGAAAUGCCAAUUUACAAUUUAUCUUCUAAGAUCCUUUGCAAGGUUGUUUAUGUUCAGCUAAAGGCUGACUCUCAAACAGAUGAGGUGUUUGCUCAAGUUACUUUGCUUCCAGUGGCAGAGCAAGAUGAGAUAAGUUCAGAGGAUGAGAAUGCUGUGUCUUCACCUCAGAGAGCUAGUGUGUGCUCCUUUGUCAAAAGGCUCACUCCUUCUGAUACAAGCACACAUGGUGGAUUCUCUGUUCCCAAGCAACAGGCUGUUGAGUGCUUCCCACCUCUUAACAUGUCUCAAGAACCACCUGUACAGGGACUGGUCGCCAAAGACUUGCAAGGGUUUAAAUGGCACUUCCGCCAUAUUUAUCGCGGUCAGCCAAGGCGGCACUUGCUCACUAGUGGUUGGAGUAGCUUUGUGACUGCAAAGAAGCUUGUUGCUGGGGAUACAUGUAUCUUCCUUAGAGGAGAAAAUGGACAACUUCGUGUUGGGGUCCGCCGUGCAAUGAAACAACUAAAUAAUGUAGCAACGUCUGUCAUAUCUCGCCACAGCAUGCAACAUGGCAUUCUCGCCAGCGCUUUCCAUGCUGUUACUUCUGGAACCAUGUUUACUGUGUACUACCACCCUUGGACAAGUCCUUCUGAAUUUAUCAUACCUUACACAAAGUUGAAUAGAAGUGUCUAUUCAGUUGGAACAAGGUUUAGAAUGCAGCCUGAUGGUGAAGAAUGUUCAGAAAAGAGACCUACAGGUACUGUAGUUGGUAUUGGAGAUAUUGAUUGUAUUAGGUGGCCUGGUUCAGAAUGGAGAUGCCUUCAGGUGCAGUGGGAUUCCACAUCGGACACAUUUUUGCAUCCUGAAAGGGUUUCGCCUUGGAACAUUGAGCUGAUAGAAUCAACCAACAAGAAGAAGAGGACGCGGCCACUUGAUCCAGCAUUGCCUGGGUUUUCUAGCAGGACCAGAGAUGGCUUAUUUCAGAGUCCGGUUGAGUUUACACCUCCGAGACACCCAAAGGUCUUGCAAGGUCAAGAAGACAGGAAAACAGGUGCUCAAGAACUGGGUGCACAAACCUCAGCCAUAUUUCCACAUUUGAUCUACAGGCAUUUGGGAUUGGAGAAUCAGCUAUGUCAUCCAAUGCAUGACCAUCUUUAUCGACUUAGUAGCAACACAGUACCAUCUCCUGCUGGAAAUAUGGCUGCUCCUUGCACCACUUACCCGUGCCCCCAAAUAAUUACUACUUCUGUAGUAUGUGACAAUGAUGCAGUUAGCAGAAACAAUUCAGUUUCAAAUGUCACCACUAGCAAUACUGGAUCCCAGGAAUGCAGGGCUUCUGAAUCAAGGGAUGAGAAUGAAGCUCCUCUUUCCCAACCAACUGGCCGUACGAGAUACAUGCUCUUUGGAGUCAAUUUAGUUAAUAGUCACCCGGAGCUCCCUUCAGUACAAGUUGCCAAUUAUUGUGAACUUUGUAGUCCUUGUUCUUUCUCUCGAACAUCUCACUCAAGUGUUUCUGAAACUAUCCAGGUUUCAGAGCCCUCCAAGGAUAUCUCUGGCGUCCUUCUGGAGAAACAAUGUGAGAAUUGCUCUGUCACUAGCAGGAGUUGCACAAAGGUGCUCAAGUAUGGAUCUGCACUUGGAAGAUCAGUUGACCUCAUGCGUUUCGAUGGGUAUGAUGAACUCAUUUCUGAGCUUGACCAGAUGUUUGAUUUCCAAGGAAGCUUGAUUCAUGGAACCAGUGGAUGGCACGUAACCUUUACAGAUGAAGAAGGAUUCAUGAUGCUGAUUGGAGAUAAACCAUGGCAGGAAUUUUGCCUCAUGGUGCGGAGGAUCUUCAUCUGUCCAAAGGAAGAAAUUGACAAGCCAAUACAAGAAAUUGGAAUCUAAUAGGGAUUCAAUUGUGGAUUUCAUGAGUUGCCAUAACUUGAAAAAACCAGAACUUUGCAGUCUUUUUUGAGAUGAAUUUUAUAAUAUCAUAUAUAUUUUCAAGUUCAUGAGUAUA
Corylus avellana is the source of this 2690-nucleotide messenger RNA. Its product is annotated as auxin response factor 2. Gene Ontology annotation, cellular component: nucleus. Lineage: Eukaryota; Viridiplantae; Streptophyta; Magnoliopsida; Fagales; Betulaceae. The record is from RefSeq and is a predicted model, not a curated record. Gene Ontology annotation, molecular function: DNA binding. Gene Ontology annotation, biological process: response to hormone; regulation of DNA-templated transcription.